Aspergillus oryzae RIB40 is the source of this 1698-nucleotide messenger RNA. RefSeq lists its product as uncharacterized. NCBI's taxonomy places the organism in Eukaryota, Fungi, Ascomycota, Eurotiomycetes, Eurotiales, Aspergillaceae. The record is from RefSeq and is a predicted model, not a curated record. The transcript has 5 exons. Bases 1 to 1698 code for a protein of 565 amino acids. Gene Ontology annotation, cellular component: membrane.
AUGUCGCAGAUAAGACUAACUGGUGCAAUUUGGAGUCCAGUCGAUGGACAGACACCAAAGAGUAUCCCUGAGUCGGCUGGCCGGCAAACCUACCCGACAUCAGGAGCUCUAGAACCUCGGGGUGAACUUCAUCCCGAUCUUUCAAGAGACGAUUCCCUGAGCAGUAUAUCGGACGUUACCAGACUGCUCAGUUGUGAUGACCUGGCAUCCGUUCCACUCAACAGUGAUGCCUAUUACACCGUCUCAACCCCCUGUUCCUUGCACGUGGUGAACAUCAUCACUUUCCACGUACAAUUCUCUCAUGAAUUGUACCGCUUCUUCAUGUACCGACUGUUGAAGCAUUUCCUGCGGAGUGAAAUGGACACGCUGAGGACCUUCUUCGAUUGGAUUUGGCCAAUCGACACCCAGCACCGUCCCUUGCAGCCAGUCCAGGAACCAAUGCGUCUUGAAACACCUCAGAUCUGUCUCGGACACCUCUUUUCCAAGGAUAUCUAUGGAGACGACGUUGGCAUCCCGCUGUACUAUUUUAAUAUUGUACAAGGCAGGGACAACGCGGUGAAAGUCAUCAUCACCACGUCGAAGGCUGGGGCUGCGGGGGCAGCAUACUAUCAGGCUGUCUGUGGAUUCUCCACCGUGGCGAUCUUCGCCAUCUGUCAAAGAGCAUUGAGAAGAUGUCGAGAGGCAGAUCCCAUCUUCUCAUUCAGGAGAGCUCUGACUGUAUCUGAUGCAGACAGGUUUCUUGACCAAGAUCCAGUACUGGUUCUUUCUUUUCGUUUCUUGGUGCUUCCUCUUGGCUAUGCAGUCCCUGCAUGUCACAGUCUCUUACGCUCCUCCUACCCUUUCUCUUUCUGGUACGACUCCCAACACCAAGUAAAAGCAGAUGAAAUUAACAAACCAUUAACAAACCACAAACAGUGUACAACCAUCUCCAUUAUCCUCGGCGCGUAUGUCACCCAUCUCCAACCCCAACAAAACAAAAACACUAACAAACAAACCAAAAACAGUAUCGCCUGGGCGAGGACUACCACCCUUUACCUCCCCCUCCCAAUUUCCCUUUCAGCAACCACAACAAUUCUACCCAUUUUAACCCCAAUUCUCUUAUUCCUAGCCAGAUUCCUCUCCAACCAAUCCACAACAGGCGCCAACACCCCGACCUUCCGAAACCGCUUCAUAACCUCUGUAAUCUCCUACCUUCUCACAAUCCUCCCAUCCGGCCUUGCAACUCUCGCCCUAACCUAUCUCUUCGCCCCGGACCUUCUAGUCUGCCAGCUAAACAACCAAUGGCAAUCCUACUACCACAACAAGGAUUCGCGCGCCAUACGCGCUAUCCAGGAUAGCUUACAUUGCUGCGGAUUCAGAAGUGUCAAGGAUAGAGCAUGGCCAUUCAAGGACAGGACCCACGACGACGAUGCCUGUGUGGAACAGAUUGGGUAUGCCAGGGCUUGUUUGGGGCCGUGGGAGCAGGAGGAUAAGGGCGCCGCGUGGAUGGUGCUCUGGGCUGCGGUUUUGAUUUUGGUUGUCAAGGUUGGAUGGGGAGAGCAAAUACAAAUCGAUUUAUCAGGAUUUCUGGUGCAGAGGAUCAGGAGGAGGGUGAGGAGCAUGCAAACGCGAAUGGAAAUGUGGGUGAUGAUCGGCCUACUCAUCAGUUGCCGCAGCCGGGCCAGUCGACGCAUGAUGAUGUUUGGAGCCGAUAAGUGA